Molecule: messenger RNA, 3344 nt
Organism: Perognathus longimembris pacificus (Pacific pocket mouse)
Lineage: Eukaryota; Metazoa; Chordata; Mammalia; Rodentia; Heteromyidae
Gene: Rnf41
Product: ring finger protein 41
Exons: 8
Coding region: 460-1413 (317 amino acids)
Biological process (GO): protein K63-linked ubiquitination; positive regulation of JNK cascade; tumor necrosis factor-mediated signaling pathway
Cellular component (GO): plasma membrane signaling receptor complex
Molecular function (GO): ubiquitin protein ligase activity
Source: RefSeq, a predicted model, not a curated record
GGGGAGAAAGAUCCGUCAGGGAAGGCGACGAGUGGUCCGAACCUCCUUCCCCUUCCUUCCCUUUCCCCUUCCCCUCACAGGAAAGGCUGGGACCCGGCACCGGGGCCAUCCGGUGGCCGCCGCUGCCUCAGCUCCAGCCAGGCCUGGGUACGUGGAAUCCAGGCCGGGCCCAGGGCGCUUCACACAUCUCAAAGCCUGCCCUACCGGAUGCAGAGAGAUUGGGGAGUGCGGAGAAGGGGAGCAGAAAAAAGGAGUGCUCCCUAUUGUGACAUCACACCCUUCCCUUGGCAAUGGAACCUGUCACUGGGAAGGAAGACUCAGUUGGUGAAUAGCCAACAAGAUGGGUUUCUUGGAGUAUCUCCUGAGUGCUACUGAGUGGAAGCAUCAGGGGGCUGGAACCUUGUAAAAAGGGAACCUGCCCCCCACCAUUUGGAAGGACCUGGGUUUCAGUGAUGAGACAUGGGGUAUGAUGUAACACGUUUCCAGGGGGAUGUUGAUGAAGACCUUAUCUGCCCUAUUUGCAGUGGAGUCUUGGAGGAGCCAGUCCAGGCACCUCACUGUGAGCAUGCUUUCUGCAAUGCCUGCAUCACCCAGUGGUUCUCUCAGCAGCAGACGUGUCCGGUAGACCGUAGUGUUGUGACAGUUGCCCACUUGCGCCCAGUACCUCGGAUCAUGCGGAACAUGCUAUCAAAGCUGCAGAUUGCCUGUGACAACGCUGUGUUUGGCUGCAGUGCCAUUGUCCGGCUCGACAACCUCAUGUCUCACCUCAGCGACUGUGAGCACAACCCGAAGCGGCCUGUGACCUGUGAACAGGGCUGUGGCCUGGAGAUGCCCAAAGAUGAGCUUCCAAACCACAAUUGCAUUAAGCACCUGCGCUCUGUGGUACAGCAGCAGCAGACGCGUAUUGCAGAGCUGGAGAAGACGUCAGCUGAACAUAAACACCAGCUGGCAGAGCAGAAGCGAGAUAUCCAGCUACUAAAGGCAUACAUGCGUGCAAUCCGCAGUGUGAACCCCAACCUUCAGAACCUGGAGGAGACAAUUGAAUACAACGAGAUCCUUGAGUGGGUGAACUCCCUGCAGCCAGCCCGAGUGACAAGGUGGGGAGGGAUGAUCUCCACGCCAGAUGCGGUGCUCCAGGCCGUCAUCAAGCGCUCCCUGGUGGAAAGCGGCUGCCCUGCCUCUAUUGUCAACGAGCUGAUUGAAAAUGCCCACGAACGCAGCUGGCCCCAGGGCCUGGCUACACUAGAGACAAGACAGAUGAACCGGCGAUACUACGAGAACUACGUGGCCAAGCGCAUUCCUGGCAAGCAGGCCGUGGUUGUGAUGGCCUGUGAGAACCAGCAUAUGGGUGAUGACAUGGUGCAGGAGCCGGGACUUGUCAUGAUAUUUGCGCAUGGUGUGGAGGAGAUCUAGGAGACCUCGAUCAGCUGUCAGGAAGAGAUGGAAGUCAGAAAAACUUGCAUCACUCCAGCAACUGGGCCCUGAAUCCUUCCCACUAUCUUUAAUGCCAUGGCGGGCACUGGAGCCACACAUUCCCCUGUCCUUCUGACACAGAAGGGCCCUGGGGCACUUAGAUCAGUCUUUUGGGAGGGAAACUCAGAUUCCUGCCUUUUGCCAUAUUUCUUCCCCUAAAAUGUCUGUCAAUGUACAGUUGUGGUGGGAAAGGCCCCUCAUGGUAUUUCCUGCCAAAGGUCCCUGGUUCUAGAUAUUUCCAGAAAGCACAAGACAUUUGGUUUCCCUAGAGGAUCAAGGUGGAGUGAGGAGUCUUAAUUGUCCCUCUCCUCCAAAACCAGGGAAUCAGAGCGGGCAGACCUGUUGGCUCUAAGCAGCUUUUAGAGGGAAGCUCUGAGGAGCAGACUUCCUGAAGAAAUUGUAAGGGUGGAACCAAAAUCCUAGAAGUCAGUAGUGAGGCCAGGAGUUGGCCAUCACUGGUAACCCUUAGGGGACAGUUGGACUUGUGUGCCAAACACGUCCCUGGAAGGCCCACCUUAAAGGUGCAGGCUCCUGCUGGGUCUGCAGGUAUGCAGGUUGGAUUGCUGAACAUUUCCAGAUGAGCUCUUUUUUUCCUAUAUGUUUUCAUAAUUAGGGAAUGACAGGGUUGGGGGUAGGGGCUAGACUAUUGGGGUUCAUAUGUUCAGCGAAGUUGCUGCUCUAUGGCUUUUGCUGAAGUAGGGUAGGCACGGCCUCUUGUGGCAUGUCCAUAAUAGUUCAUACACUCCUCUCUGUGAUUAUAGUGAGUUAUUUUGAUGAUUUCCUUUGGCUGUUUGUUUAUACUUCACAAAUCCUGUCUGUUUCCCACUUUUUUUUUUUUAAGAAUGGCCUGGUUAUGGCUACCUUACUCUCUAGCCCAGCCAUGUUGUUGGCAAUUUAAUUUAUUUACCUUUUUUUUUAAAGAAAGAAAAAAAUUCAAACUUUUCUUUUGCUGUUCCUCUUGUGGGGACUCUGGAUAGGGUGGACAGGGUGGGAUCGGUGUUAGAAUUUUUCUUUUCAGCACAACCUUUGGCUUUAAUAUAGGAAGAGCCAAGGGAGUCCUUGGCUGAACUUAAUGGUAUCUGCUGUAUCUCUUGUCACCCCAUCUAAGAAGUGCUUCCUCUGCCCCUGUGUUGGAUGUGACAGUCUAGCAGCAAUGCCUGUGGCCCCUUGAAGAAAUGUGCUCUGGGCUCUAUUAGGGUCUCAUUAUAAAACCCUGGGUUUCGAGUAUUCAUUUGGAAGGCAACUCUCUCCCAUCUUCCCCUGGAACCAUAUAGCUGAGUUCUAAGUUUCAAUAGGCAAAUGGAUAGAAAUUCCAUGUGUCUUUCAAAACAGGCUAUGCUGUGUCAUGCAUGUCGACUGAGGGACUUCCUUCCAUUUUAGCUGCCGAGGCAUUCCUCACUCCCUGUGGCAACUGGCAGAGUGUGGGGGUGGGGGGUGGGUAGUUAAUGUCAUUGAAAUGCCCUAUAGGGAGUCGGGUUGGAGAGAGAUGGGAGGGCUCCUCCCACCAAUGAACAGCUGCUUCUCUUUGGAGUUAGCUCAUUGCAGGCCAGUUUGCUGUCGGUCUGGGUGGUAGGUCUGCUGGGGCUGGGGUGGAGGGGCGUGGGGAGUAGUCAUAUGUUCCAGCUCUAGGCCACGGUGCUCAGGAAUUAGAAAACGCUGCUAUACUUACUCUGGUUACUACAUUUCUCCCGCCCCCCCCCCCCCCGCCCCUGCCCACCUCGCCAAGGCGGGCACUCCUGUUCCCACCCAUGGACAGAGCCUGGAACCUCAGUUCAGGCUUCCCAGCCCUUUGCACUAGUGUCUGCAGGUUGCUGGUUGUGUUGUGUGUGCUGUUCUGUGGUGUUGACUGCACUAAUAAACCUUUCACUCAA